AUGGCAAACUACAAUAUCUUAACUUUCUUUAUCUCUUUAUUUCUCGUUUUCCAAUCCAUUGCUACUUUAUCGGUUGUUUCGAGCAAUGAAACCAUUUCGCCCUAUAAUAAAACUACGAAUCGCAUUAUGGAUUUGCUAGAAAUACAAUCAUGUAUGAUUUAUUUGAAUAAUGAGGACAAAGAUGGAAGUAUCAAUGCAAUGGAGUAUCAAAAAGCUUUACUAGGUCACAUAAAUGACACAAGGUCUGGUUUUGAAAAGUUCUAUAGUAAGUACCAUGACAAUCCUGUAAUAAUGAGAAUUAUCAGGCAUGUUUUGGAUUCUAAAAUGGAUAAGAUAGCUAACCGAAUCAUGUAUGCAAAGCCAGCUAAUUUCUUGUAUAUUUUGAGAAAAUUCUCAACUUUGCUACAUGACAUAAGAGAAAAUGGGCCGGAAUCGUAUAAGGAGAUGAUCGUGAGGAAUCAUAAUAUUACGAAUGAAGAUGGACCCGAUAGAGAACUUGCUCAAUGGUUAGUCAACGUGGUAGAGAAGGGAAUGAAUAAAGACGGUAACAUUGCAGCUACCAAAAGAUUUACAAAGCAUGUUCAAAUACUGAAAGAAACAGCAGCAGUCCUGGGGGUAUUUGGUGCGGUGGCUCAUGCUUGCGUAUUGACAGCAGGUGGUGUAUGUGCCGUCUUAAUGAUUGCCACCGGUAUUGGGAUGACAUUUUGGGUAUUCCAUCUAAUUCGUGAAUUGACUGAUCUCUUCGGUUGA
Messenger RNA from Naumovozyma dairenensis CBS 421, 750 nucleotides. RefSeq lists its product as uncharacterized. The coding region runs from base 1 to 750 and encodes 249 amino acids. The record is from RefSeq and is a predicted model, not a curated record. NCBI's taxonomy places the organism in Eukaryota, Fungi, Ascomycota, Saccharomycetes, Saccharomycetales, Saccharomycetaceae. The transcript has a single exon.